GAGCGGGGGCGGGGCCACGGGCGGAAGCGGAAGCGCGUGGCAAACCCAGCGACGAACGACUCCACGCCGCAGCGUCGCUCGCGUUGCGGAGUCGCCACGGGAGAAGACGGCGCGUGGAGUACACGACCCGCCAUGCCGCGGGCCAGCAAGGAUCGUCAGAAGCGGCGUCGGGGGAGCGACUGCAGCGCGGACGCCGCCCUCGUGGAGCGCCUGCAGCGGCGCGGGCACGACGAUGUGCAGCAGCUCAAGCACGUGGAGACCUUCUACGAAAAGCCUCCUCCCAGUCUCAUCAAAGAAAAUGAUGACAAGCCCGAGGACUGCAUCCCGGACCUGCCCGGCAACGAGAGCGCACGCGACUUCCUCGCCAGCGCCCCCUCGAAGGGCCUGUGGAUGCCGCUUGGGAAGGAGGUGAAGGUGAUGCAGUGCUGGCGGUGUAAGCAGUACGGGCACCGCACGGGCGAUCGCGAGUGCCCUUUCUUCAGCUCCGGAAACCAGCGGCUGGAGCAGUUCCGUGUGGCGCACGAGGACCCCAUGUACGACAUCACGCGGGAGAAUAAGCAGCAGGAGAAGCAGCUGAGGCUGGAGCAGCUCAAGAGGCUUUUGGAGGAGUCCACCACGGGGACCAGCAGCUCCGACUCGUCUCGGGAAGACAGGAGAAAGAGGAGGAAGAAGGAAAAGAAGAAGAAAAAGAUGAAGGGAAAAAAAGUUAAAAGAAAGCACAAGCGCCGGAAGUCGAAGCAGAGCAGUUCGGAUUCCUCCGACUGAACGUGGAUUGCGCAUGGCAGGGGGGGGGUGGAGCUGGAGAAGUUUGGAUGCAGCCACCCACACAGCCUCAGGUGCCAGUUUGGCAUUGGCAGGGCCCAGACUCACUGCGUCACCACGGGUGCCUAUUAACUAAAACUACUCUUUUUUUAUUUUACCAGGUAAGGCCCACUGAGCUAUAUAUACUUUGUUUCAGAAGCGACCUGGCUCUCACAAAUGAUAGCUCAACGAAGCGGCUUCUCACAUGGAAAUUUACGGCAGCC
Molecule: messenger RNA, 1025 nt
Organism: Petromyzon marinus (sea lamprey)
Lineage: Eukaryota; Metazoa; Chordata; Hyperoartia; Petromyzontiformes; Petromyzontidae
Gene: RP9
Product: RP9 pre-mRNA splicing factor
Biological process (GO): RNA splicing
Source: RefSeq, a predicted model, not a curated record